Molecule: messenger RNA, 1267 nt
Organism: Suillus clintonianus
Lineage: Eukaryota; Fungi; Basidiomycota; Agaricomycetes; Boletales; Suillaceae
Product: polysaccharide lyase family 14 protein
Exons: 6
Coding region: 1-1068 (355 amino acids)
Source: RefSeq, a predicted model, not a curated record
AUGGACAUGUUCACUUUUCUGUUACUUGCACCUUUUUUUCUCUGGGCGUCGGGCACUCAUGUCUUAGCGGCUGGCCAGAUUCCUCUCGCGUCGGUAGCUGCGUCCUUCUCCUUGACCACAAGUACCGUGAUGCCCUAUCCUUCUGCUACUCAAAGCGCAUCCGAUACAUCAUCGUUCAUUGCAUCCCAGUGGUCAUUAAGCAAAGGACACAUUCAGAACGGCGAUACCAACGUUGCUUUUGUGAACGACCCCUUCCCAAAUUCACCGGCUCCUGGUGCGACCGUGUCAAAUACUUCUGGUCCCGUCUUACAAGUCACAUAUGCUGCUGGUACCUACGGAAGUGCAGAUUCUGGUGCUCAAUGGUACUCGCUUUGGAAUACGACAGACGGGUCUCAAUUUCAGAGCAUGUUGCUCUCCUACGAGCUUGCAUUUGAUUCCAAUUUCAACUGGGUCCAAGGGGGAAAACUUCCUGGGCUUAGAGGCGGUACCGAUGUCAACGAUUGCUCUGGCGGAGCGCAGCCGAACGGGACUAAUUGUUUUAGCACCAGGCUCAUGUGGCGAAAAAAACGCGCAAGGAGAAGGUAUAAACGCAUUUAUGCAUACAUGUUGACUCCUAACAACAUGUGUUCAGAUAGCAACAUAAUUUGCAACUCUGAUUACGGAGUAAGCAUCGACCGAGGAUCGUUUGGCUUUGAGACUGGCCACUGGUGUCGCAUCACUCUUCUUGUGCAACUGAACAAUGCUUCCGGCGUUGCGAAUGGCAACAUUAUUUUGUACUUUAACGACGUACAAGUGAUAUCGCAACAAAACUUAUACUUCAGGACUGUCAACGAUUUCGCCAUUGGGGGAUUGUACUUCUCGACGUUCUUCGGAGGAGACGAUUCCAGCUGGGCAACGCCGCAAACCGUACACACUUAUUACCGCAAUAUACAGAUGUGGGGCAGCUCCUCUCCAUCUUUACUUUCUGGACAAACGAUAAAUGCUGCGCUAUGCUCAAGUUGCAGGUUUGGAAGCAUAGUAUGGACGUUGUCUACAUCCGUUCUUCUCACUCUUUUCAUUUAUCUAUAGACUCGGAUGAGACAUGGACAAGUACGCACCACACGGACAUUUGUAUAUCACCUUGGUUGUAUCAUCUCAUUUCUAAUGUUCUCUCGCUACUACGUGCAUUUGGCGCAACCUCAGUACAAGGCUCAAGUUGUCGAUAUACAAUACUCGUCACGACAAACUUAACAGACGACGCGUCAAGUCACGUGUUUGGAAAAUCAAC